Molecule: messenger RNA, 19021 nt
Organism: Xyrichtys novacula (pearly razorfish)
Lineage: Eukaryota; Metazoa; Chordata; Actinopteri; Labriformes; Labridae
Source: the annotation of a GenBank genome assembly
GUCUUGUCGUUAGGAGGCGCUGUGGGGUGUACCGCCUGUAAAUCAGAUGAAGCUAUUACUCACAUGUGAGUCAUUUCAUCCACGUUGAUGCUCCGACCAACGCUCUUUCCUCUCGUGUCUGCUCGCGUGGGUCCGCCGGCGUGUGAAUGUGUCAGUUUCCCGUCCUUUUCGUCGUGAUUGGGUCAAACACCGGAGCCUGAAUGCAUCACAGGCAGGAGUGACAUUAUUAGCUCCCCCAGAUACUGAGACAGCAACCGCUCAGACAGACCCUGAAAGAUGUCUGGGACCGCACACACAUCUGCGACCCUGCAGUCCGGGAAAAUGAAAAAGGACGAAUCUUUCCUCGGGAAAUUAGGGGGAACCCUGGUGCGAAGGAAAAAAUCCAAAGAAGGUAAGACGUUUUUGUUUUACUUUUUCAAUAUUUCUAAUGUAACACAAGGCCUCUUGUUUGUUUUCCCUUGUGUUUCUGUCCAUGGUGCUGCAAUCACAUGAUGCACUUAUUGAAAUAGUCUCCUCUGGGACAUCAUGGGCACUUUAAUCAAGAGCUGCACACAUGAUUUACAACAUCUGUACACACAUGACAGGGUUUUAAGUUAAUGGUCUUAUCUGUCUUUUACACAGACCUGGUUAGUAUUUAAAUCUAUCUGAUCAAUUCUGGUAUAUUUUGAGUUUUAGUUAUGAUAGAUGUCUCAGCUUGUAAGUGAAUCAGAGGUCAGACAAAGCCUUUGAGUGCCCCCACAAGAAUUCAACAUGAGCUAAUAAACAAAAAUAGAUCAUACAGCCUGUGUGACUAGAGACAGGAAUGCAAGGUGGUGAUUAAGAUAAAGGUGUAAGAGGAUUAGUAGUGUGCCCACUGUUUGGCACCAAAACACUCUUUUUCUCUCAAUGUCCCAGUUCUCUCUCAGUUCUCCAGCUGUUGUCCAGACUAUUUUCUACCUUCCCUCAGGACAGUCAGUGUGUGGUCAAAGGGACAGCUGCAAGGUUUAACAACCAAGUGUGUGUUAUUUGUGUGUGUCUACUGUGUGAGUGUGUGUGUGUGUGCUCACAGCCAUGUGUUUUGGUCUCUAUUAAAAGAGGUCCCCUCAGCAGGCAGACAAAGACAGCAACAUUUUAGAAGACUUAUUGUUUAAAAUCUCAUAUUUAAACAGUUUGAAUGCUGUUUUAAAUAGAAAUGGCUGAUCUACAAUCAGACAAUCAUCUACAUCAACAUGUGGAUGAAAGUGUCCUCUUAUAUGACUUGCAGCUCCUUAACCACAUAUCUAAUGAACAUCAUGGCAUUUGUAUUAUCAAAGAAGAAAAGUGCUGAGGCAGUCAUUAGAGAGUCCACUCUUGUUACCAAAACACACAAGUGACGAUACAUUUAAGAGGUAAUUUAACUGAUGUUAAAUCCAUGUGUAGAAAAUAGAUGUAAUUGUUUAAUUGCAGCCUACAGGGGAUCUCACUGUUUCACUGAAGUUAAUUAGGUGUUUUUCUACUUAAACAAAGAAACUGCAGACAGAUUGGCCCUGUGUGCUCAUUAGAAGAUAAUUGUGAGGUUUGGUGUAAUGAGGUAAUGAGAAUAGACGUCUUCCUGCUGAAGCUUUUCUUAAAACUUCACUGAAACCCACAUUUCUGUGACUCUCAAAAUGUUGUCAAGUUUUGACAUUCAUUGAAAGAAAGAAAGCUGCAGGACUAUGUUAAAACCCAUUUAAAGCUAUUUUAUGCUCAACUAAAAUCAGUCGACUGAACAAAAAAUGCAGUGAUUUAACUAUUUCUUAAUUACAAAAUGUCAGACAUUUGCUGAUUCUAGCUUCUCUUGAGAACUUGCUGUUUUUAUAUCACUGUAUUUGAAGAUAUCUGUGUUCUUCAGCCUAUUUGUCCUUUUGGUUUCGAGAAGAAAUCCACCCAGAGCUUGGAUUUCAGUGUCAAAAUAAGAGAGAAAUCUUCGUUUUUUCUUUCUGCAUGUUUUCCAACGUAAUAAAUCAACGCAUGCAGGCUUUCUAGUCCAUCUUCUCCAAUAGACUUGGAUAUAAUUUCAGUCUGAGUGAACUGAAGAACAAAAAAGUGAGCAAGGAGUUAUUGAUAAAAGUAGUGCAAAUAAUGUAACUUUGUGAGAUCUGUGGAAAAAUAAAACAAACAAACAAAGUGGAAUGGACAGGGUAAGUGAAUUUGAUAAAAGUUUAAUAGCUGAAAGUAACAGUUAGCUAACCAUGAUAAAAUGGAUGAAAUUUCGAGCUUCUAACUCUUCAACAUGGUGGUGCAAAUUGACUUGAACUUUAGCACUAUGAUUUGUUCUAAAAGUAUAUAAUUUCAUACACAUUUUUGCUUAAAUUUGUAGUUUUUCAAUAAUAUGCAUUCACUGUAUGGAGGACAAAAAGCUUAUUAGACCACAGUGCCCCUAUGUGGUCGGAGCGGAUAAAAGCUUAAAUGAUAUGCAGUUUAUUUUUUGAGACACAGGCUUCAAUGGUGUUAAAAUACUUAAUCACUAAUAAGUGCAACAGUACAGAAGAAGUAGGUAAAGUCUUUCUGAUGGAGAACAACUUGUGGACCACACAUUGCAGCUGUUGUGGUUUGUGUAACGUUUGGGUGUGGCUCUCUUAUAAACUCUUUUAGGGAACACCCAGGAAAGACGAGUCACCACUGGAGAAGUUGCUGAAUAAUCAUUAUAGAUGUAACUGGAUUGCAUUUCUAAGAAAAAGGACAAGAUGUUUCUUAAACUGUGUGAGCACUCCUUAGCAACGACAUGACGGACACGUUUCAGUGCAGCAUUUAGAAUUGAAAUCAUCACUGUUGUAUCAGAAAUGGGAUGAGAAGUGUUUUCUAAAGGCUACUGGAGAAAAACACAAAGAAACUUUUACUUCAUACAGCCCUGACUGUUAAAACUGCAGAUCUAGUUUUCUGGGGUGUGUUAUGUCCCUUUUUCUUUCUGUCUACUCUGAUAAACUGAAAGGAAGCCUGCAUUUCUCUGACAAGACACAACCUCCUCUGUCAGCCGCAGGACCGCAGUGAUAGUGGAGGGAAAAAAAACACUGUUUUUGCUUUAUAAGGACUUUAAGGAGUGUCAUGUCACACUCUCACACUGCCUCUGUGUUAUCUAGGUGAAUAGAGUCUUUUACUGUCUGAAAAUACAAAAAUACAGCUGAGAUCCAAAGUCUUGAGAUGGCAGAAAAUAAUAGUAAGUCAUCUGUUUGUUGCCUUUGCUUUUUUUUUCUCCUUCACCUCUUUAUUUUGUCAUUUUUUAGCAAAUCACAAAGAAAUAGAUUGAUGCGUUAAUUAAUAUAUUAAAUGUUAUACACUUUGAACAAGUACAGCUUUACAUAACAUGGAUAAAAACAUGAUAUAUCGUCAAAACUAUCCCUCCUUAUCGAUCACAUUCUGGUGUUUUUAGGUUAGCUUUUGCGAGCUUUAGGAUGAUAUUUCUAAUUGUAAAGUUAAUUGUUUUGACUUCAAAGAUAUUACAUGAAAAGUAAAAUUAAUAUGUAAGAUAAAGUGAUAUUGAAAACCACUAAAGAGGCUUAAAGCUGGAAGAAUAAUUCAAGCAGCAUUUAUGCACUUAAUAGUUAACAACUGGCGAGUUGAUUUUGAUUUGGAGCCCGUUCAAUAACUGAUAUUAAUCCAUGAUUUCAGACUGAGGAAAUUUCUGCUUAUAAGAAAUACAAAAAUAUUUAUUUUAGUUGGCACUUAAUUGGCAAAGCCUCUCCUUAAAUUUGACUUGCAACUUUAAAUUUUCAACUUAAAUAUAUAAAUACAUGAUAUUUUCAAGUCACAAUAUAGUUGUGAACAUGAAUAAGAUCCUAAGAAAAAUGUGUGCUUUUGGGUGUGUUUUUACUUUGCAGCCUCAUGUCUUUAUUAGACUUGUUUUAAGACUCACAACGGUGUUAAGUGUAAAAAAGUGACAUUUAAAUUCUCUGACUUGGAGCCUAAAGGGGGGUUAAAAAGUGUAAAAGAAAUCGUUAACAAGAGAAGAAGAAAGCAGGAGGACAUCUCCCUCAGGAACAGAUUGUCAUGGAGGUGAAGUUGAAUAUACAGAAUAUGGAGAAGAUUUAGAGAACUUAAAUAUUUAAUAAACAGAAUUAAUGCCACAUAAUAAGUCAAGAGUGGGUGCUGAGUUAAAGAGCUGUCAUGGUUAAUUCCUGCUGAACACUCCCCUGUGGAACAGUGUCACUGUCAUCUCCUGGCUGCUCUUACUCACUGGUGCCGGCUGGUGUAAAUAACCUGAGCUAUAUUUAAGGUCCACUCUGUCCUCUUCAUGCUUCUGCAUUAUUUAUAUCCCCCUUGGUGCCACAGUGAAUCUCCUCCCUUCCCUUGGGAGCAGCAGAACCAAAACAUGGGGUUGAUUUCAAUCUGCUAAAUACUCUUUUUUUAUGGUUAUUAUUCUUUUUGCCUCUUAGGUACAAAACAUCUCAGUAUAGUUUGCUGGUGUCCCUUUCUUUUUCAUUUGUUAUACCACUGUGGAGCAUUUUCCAUAAGUCUUUGUUAUGAAGAUAAAUGUCUAUUACUGCAGGCUUUGGUUGGUAUUCAAUUAGAGUAAUUCCAUUAACAGCAAUACAGCUACCUCCUGAUUGAUUAUCCACCGCUGUAAAACAGAUUAAAGGCUCCAGCCACAUGCUCCCUGUCUGAUCUACUAAAACUAGUCUGUUCCUUUAACUACAUGAGAGUCUGAUUUGACAUCAAAAAUUUAGCAGGGCUGUGAUGAGGAGUUAAAGUUGCUUCUUUACCUGCCAUGUGUCAGUGAGGUCCAUCCAGGAUCUCCCGGUUAACCAUCCAGAGGUUGCUAGUUCUGUAGAGUUGACUUCCAGAGUGGUGUCUCCUUCCUGUCAUAUUCGAGCACGCGCAUGCACACACACACACACUUGUCAGGAUCUCCUGUAACUGGACCGUAGAGGUGGGGUGGAGGGUUGUGACAGAAAUAAACACGUGAUGACGCCCCCGCCACCGCUCGGCUCCACAGACUACGAUUCACACACAUUUACUGUAUAUACCGCAUAAAGACACACUGCUCCUGCAUUCUCUUCCUUCGCUCACUUCCAUUAAAGAGAGGAUCCGUAGGUUUUUUUAUAGCGGGGACAUGGCUGGGCUGCUGUGUGGGACCAAGAGGAAGAAACAAGGUAAUUAGAUGUUGGUUUAAAAGGAACUGAAUCAGGGAAGUGGGACUUGUUACUACAGUUCACGACAGGUUAAUAUCCACUUUUGAGCUGUUUUGUGUGUUAUCAGAACUUGUCUGAUUGUUAAUACUGCUGCUGAAUGUGUAUUUUACAUUAUGUCACUGUUGUGUUCCUGGACUGAUAGUAUUUUUAUUCCCUAUUUAUUUCCCCCUGCCUAAAUCUGCUUUUGUGGAUUAGCUGCAACCUGUAGUUCCUCCAUUUUUUUUACUGCACUUUACUUGACUGUGUGAAGUGCCAAUGCAGCAGCAAUGCAGUCAAAUUCACACAGGGGGAGGAGGAAGCACAAUUAUGAUGAAAUGCUUUGAGCUGGCUCAGUAAUUACGCUCCAGUAAGUGCUGAUCUGUGUGGAGAUCCAGGGCUCGAGCUCUUAUGGGAGGGCUGGAUCAGAUAGGAAACCUGUAGGAACCGCGCCUCCAGGAGUAAUUUGGUGUUUCCUCUGUCUUCAAGCUUUGAAGUCGAGAUUUUGACCUGAUUUCUCUUUGUAUACAGUAUGAACCUGGCAAGUUUAUUUUCUGUGUAUUUUUCUCACAGGCUUUUACUUUAAAAAAAGGUGCUUCAUACACAUCUUCGCCCUAGUUCUCCUGUCAGGUUUUAUAAAUAGUAAAAUCAAUAAAGUGAUAGAUUUAGGACAUUGAUUGGAGUCCAGGUUGUUGAAGGAUGAGCAAAGUGAAAUGCAGGACAGUAAAAGCGGUGUGGCCAUUAGAGGAAGAAAGCCUUGUUAUCCCUGGGGUCUCUCUAGUCCAAGGUGAAAGCAUCUCAGCAGAAAUAGAUUUGAUGCAAAGUCGGACUCAACAUGUGUUUGUGUUUGGGACUUUUUGUCAAUGUUGUCCUCUUCAACUGAAUACCCAAAUGCUUUUUGUCUUUAGACUAAACUCAGUUUUUAACCACAUUUUGAGUGUAAUGUAAAUCUACAUUGCACAUUUUAAGUUCUCUACAAGCUGCUUCCUAAAUGACUUAUUCUGUUUGAUAAUGGAGUCUGCAGUGGAAAAGAAAGAGCCUCAAAUGAUAAGUUCAAAGUAUGCAACACAAAAGUGGAUAAUUUUAGUGAAUAAAGACAAAAAAGAAAAUGAUAUCGACAGAUUCUUUAAAGCUCCUCUGGGGAGUUUUGUACUUUGAGUGUCGGCAGCAGUGUUGAGAGGUUAGUUAUGCUGAAGAAGCAGCCUUUGUCACUUUCCCUUGGCAGUUACUAGAAGCGGUUAAUAAAAUCAAAGUAACAAAGACAACUCUAGGAGUUUUUUCAGUCAACACUGCUUUCACAAGUCCAAGGCAUAAUUAGCAACUAUGUAAGGGUUAUAUUUUGACCACUGGGUGUUCUAAAAUCAACACAGACAGAAAGUUCCUCGCAGAAGCUUUAGAAAUAACCAAGAUUAUGUGAUACAUAUUCUUAUGUUUAUGAAAAUAGAUCAGCGUUAUCUUCUCUUUGUUAAAACAUACCUCUUAUUUUACCCAUAAUGUGGUAAAAUAGCAGUGUGAUGUGUGUGUUUGAUGUCUAACCUCGUCCAUGUUAGAGAUGAAAAGUUGGUCAGGGCAGUCUUCUUGGCUGAGUCAGGGAUGAUGUGGGUAACUCUUCGUUCAUGCCCACCUCAAUUAGGUAUUUAAAUAACGUUUCCUAAAUUAUAGUCGUAUUUGGCAAUAACGUCAUGGCGUUAUCUUAUCAUUUCCUUUUUGGUCUUGUUUGCCUUGUCUCACCUUGCUGUAUCUUGUUCUUUAAUUGUAAUUGUUGUUUAUUGCCGUGGUAUUUCUUAUGACCAUUUCUGUGGGAUUCUUGUGCAAUGAGUGUAAUGUGCGUGGGUUGUGUGACAGUGUCUUUGUAAGGUCAAGUACUUUGUGUCAUCAGUUUGCAGCUUCAUGUACAGCUCUUGGAGUUCAAGACAAAUUUCCCUAAGAAGACAAUAAAGUGUAUCAUUAUCAUAUCGUUAUCGUAUUGUAUCAUAUCGUAUCAUAUCGUAACGUAACAAUACCCUCAACACUCCUAAGUGUGAAUUGGACAUAGCAACCUGCUCACGAUACAUAAUCCCAAUAGUCACAGCUAAAAUCCAGAGAGCUCUCUCUAGCUGUUGGUUCAAAGAUAAUUUUAGUGAUUUUAAAACUAUUCGUCCAUGCAGCUGAAGAAAAAGUUCCUCGAUUUGACAGUUCAUACUGCAACCAUAUAAAUGAUUUAUCAGGCUACACAUGUACAAAUUAAGUUAAAACUGGAUAUUUCCAUUCAAAGUUAAAUCAAAGUAGUUAUGUUUUUCUUUUUAGUAGAGGUAUAUACGAUAUAUAAGGUCCUCUCUAUGACUUUUCUGAUGGUAUUUUCCUUUCUCUCCUGUAACACUCCCAAAGCACACGCUGUGGAGUAGUGUGUGGUUGCUUCCAGUCUGUUUUCCAUCCUCCCAGCUUCUUCUCUCUGCUGGUCAGCCAUUGACCACAAAUCUAAGUGUGUGUGUGCUCUUCAAAUAUGUUAAAAAUAACAUUGGAAAAAUCCCCCAAGUUGCAAUGGAGCUUCACUGUCAACAGGAAGAGAUGAAAUCAUAAACUUUUCUUUAAUGUGCAUGACUACUUUCUGACAGAUUUGAUGCCAUGUCUAUAGUCUGAUUGUCCCCAGUGCUUUUCAGAGUCAACAGUGUGGAGCAAUUAGAGACACACAAAGCUGAGUGAACAAAACAAGAAAGCUGGUUAUUAAUAAAUAUCUGUCUGCUCACCCCUAAAUUUGUCUGUCGGUCUGUUCAUAUCAGACUUCGGCAGACUCAAGUGACACCACCUGAAAGUCAUCUUAAAAUAAAAGGCUUCACUUCAACCUUCUGAUGACUGUCGCAGCUCUUUGUAAAACCUCUUAUACACCCUGAUCGGUAAAACCAGAUCAGUCCUUCUUCUAAACCCUGGUCAUUGUGUCCGCUGAGUAAUGAGACCAUAAAAAAUCUCUCUGAACAUCAUUCAGCUCUGUCUGCCAAAGAAAAAAAGGGUAGUGGUUUUUAAUAAUAAAUAGAAAAACUGUCACACCUCAACCACCGUAAAAAGUUGUCAACAGUCCACUCUGUUAUCACAAUGAAAAGCUUUUUCCACCGUAGUUAGUCUCUGCCUUUAGUAUUAAAUAUAUGCACACACACACAUAUAUAUAUAUAUAUAUAUAUCAUUUGACUUAGGAUGUCAAGAUUUUUAGUAAUAUUUUAUUACUUAGAGGAACAAGUUUUGUCAUCUUGAGACGACCAGAUAUCAACCUGUUAUCACGAGAAACAAAGUGACCUUUUAUCAUGACUUGUAAUGGUUAUUAUAGGAGGUCAGAAAUGUGUUGCAAGUAAUCAAAGAGAAAGAAAAUAUCAAAAUUAGACAAUCUGUUAAACUUAAAAAAAAGUCUGUUUUUUUUAAAUAUCAGUUUCUUUCUAAAUUUGUUGUGUUUAUUUGUUUAACUUUAUGCCUUAUAUGGUUUUUUGUUUGUUUGUUUGUUUGUUUUUUCAGUGAGUGAUCUCCAAGAGGAAGGGAAGAAUGCCAUCAACGCUCCCAUGCUUCCCACUGCGGCAGACAUCCAUCCUGAGGACACACUGCUGGGUACAUAUUACACACAUAAAAGUACACAUACCAUAACACUCAGCCAGAAUUAUAACCCUCAUAUGCUAGAUCAUGGCUUUAAUAUGCAGCACAUGUGUAUGAUUUGGAUUCAGCUUUGGCAGCUCACUUUACUAAGAGUGACACUUGUCGACACACUGGGGUUUUUACAGUUGAGGAGCAGGAAAUGAAAGAGGGUGGGGGAAAGACACCUUUGUUUUCAGUCAUCAUGUGAAACACUGUUGACAUGAGCAGGAAAAGGAACCCUGGAUAUGAGUUUUACUAUUAUGUUUGUGUGAAGCUGAAACAAAAAUCCAGACUGUAUCCAAAUGAAAUCACAGCAUUCAUACAAUAUCUGUUUUGUGUUCUCAUUUCCUUCAUAUCAUCUUUGUUAGAGGAAAAUGCAGAGAGGAUCAUGUUAGACCCAACAUCUCGGGAAAAUCUGAAGUUUAAAGAUCUUCUGAAGGUACUUUGGUUGCUUGUUUUUUGCUCAAACUUAACAUCUUAACAGAAUCACAGCAGAAAGCAUCUAUAACAGAACGUUUACAAUCUAAUUUUGUGUCCAGGUCCUGAUUGACUGGAUCAACAGUGAGCUGGAGGAAGAUAGGAUCAUUGUCAAAGACCUGGAGGAGGACUGUUAUGAUGGACAAGUGCUCCAGAAGUUAUUUGGUAAGAAAUCUCCCACCAAGCACCAAAGAGAAUUGACUCUAUUAGCAUUAGGAGUCAUACUUUUCCAGAUAUUUCCAAAGCUAUUGUCAUUUCUUCUCUUAGUGCUCAUGUUUCAAUAUGAGCUUGCACACACAUUAGCACCCAUAGGUGUGUUGCUCUUGAUAUAAGGUGUGUUCAGGUGCUUAGCAAGCGUGAAUGCCCAAAAACCUGCCCAAAAGUCUGUGGCACAGUAUUCUUCUGCUACUAUAAGGGAAUAUAACUGUAUGAGAGUAAGACGGCAUGCAUGUCUCUAUCAAUUUCAAAAGCCACAUUUUGAUCAGGAGACUGGUAAAGUGAUUAUAACAUCAAUUAAUACAGUGACAUAACUCAUACACUGACUUGUGAGUAGGGCUGAAACGAUUACUCGAGUAACUCGAGUAACUCGAUUAAUAAAAUUCCUCGAGGCAAAUUAUAUGCCUCGAGGAAUCGUUUAAAUCCGGAACCAUGUGCAGCGCACGGUGUUUGACACGGACGGUUAUUUCUGUUGCGCAGAAGCGUGCUCUUUCCGCUCCUUCCGCUGCCGCGCGUUUGGUUCAAUCAUGGAGGGAAACGAGGACAGACAGAAGCUGUGCCCGAAAUGGCAUACUGCCUGCUAUCUACUUACCUACUCAAGCAGUAGCUACUGCCUACUGACUACUCAAAGAUGAUUUGAGUAUGCCGCGGCUGCCCGAGCGUUUACACACAUACAUACUAAAUACCCCAGAAUGCAUUUCGUGCCGGCCGGACGCAGCGCCGGGAAAAUUUAAAUAGUCCUACCACAAGCUACAUAGAACGACUGCAUACCGGACAAAUUAUAUAAAUUCAUUCAAUAAUAAUAUUUUUUCUAGCGAGAAAGUAAGUGUUUACAUCACGAUUAUGAGCCCAGUUGUUUGAAAUAGUGGCUGUUUGUAAAUUUGUCUCGGCGUUUUCGGAGACCGAAGCGUCCACUUGGUCGGUGUUUGCGUCUAUUUACCGUAAACACCGGGCAGCAGCAGCUCCCCCUUCACGUUUCCAAAUUAUUGCGAAGUGUUUUCAUAAUCAACAUCUACACGACACAAACCGGGCGGCAGUGGAUGAAAAAAAUCACACAAACAUCCGUGUAUCCAUGGUGAUAAUGCUAUACACCACCUGCUAGGCGUGUGAUGAGCAGCAGAGGGCUGCAAAAUGACCAACACACAACAACAUGUAAAUAAAAAUGUAACACUUUUAUAUAUUGAAUAAAUGUACAUUUGCUUGUCAAAUUAUGUUAGUAUCCAAGAAUUAUAUUAUUUCAGCCUAUUAAUUAAACAAGUAAAAUUAGAUCCAAAGCCUGGAAAUAGUUGUGACUGGUUUAGUGAAAACUGCAAAGAUCAUUACCAUAGCAAUUAAAAGACCAUCUGCAGACCUUGCCUUCAGUAGUUUCAUGUGAACUACAUGGUAAAAUGUAAAACUUUUGGUUCCUGAUUUAUGCAGUAAAAAUAUUCAUUUGAAAGACCUGGCCUAUUUCAGUUUUGUGUGUUACUGAUGGUUUUUAAUGAGGCAAACGUGAUUCAAUGCAAAGUAUUACAGUGAGAGCAAAACAUUUCUUAUCCGAUUACUCGAUUAAUCGACAGAUUAAUCGAUAGAGUACUCGAUUACUAAAAUAAUCGAUAGCUGCAGCCCUACUUGUGAGUGUAUUCUGCUGUUUUUGAGGUACAGUAAAAGUUGUAUUAGUGGCUCAAUCCCGUCAUUUUGAAGUGCAAAGGCCUGUAUUUGUUGUGUAAAUAGUAACACGACUGCAUGCAAGCACAGCUCUUUGUGAAGGGAAUGAUUGGUCCUUAUUGGUCCUGUGAGUCCAGAUUGCUUAACUUGCAGCAAUUCACUUUGCACCAUCCGCUGUGGACUACACACUCUGUGCUUAAAUGACUCUGCCUCUUAAAACGACAAGACUGGGGAUUUCUCAUGUUUAGAGUGACAACCCCAUUGAUCACCAGAACAGAAUAAUUUCAUGGACAGAUAACAGUUUCCUUCAGUCUCUGCUCUGAUAAAUGUUUAUUCACUACGGUUACUGCUGUCUUUGAUUCUCCGGUCUGUUCAGUGCUUCCCCCUUGUGUCUGAUCUUUGUUACAGCAGACUGAAAAGCACACUUACAAGGUUUCAGUUGUGUGUGCUCACAUUGUCACACGUUGUUUCACUCACCCCACAAACACCAACCACAUAAGCAUCUGCUCAUGACUAUGACAUGAUCUGCUGCAAAGUAUUAAAUACAUUAAUACUAAAAAAUGUUCGUGGUUAAAGGCCUAAAUUCUCCCUCUUUUCUGUGAAAUGUGUAUGUUGACAACUAAUGUCUUCAUUUCUGUUUAAGCUCUUUUUAGUUUUCACACAGUUUUAUUGCUUUUGAACCCAAACUAGUUUUUUUUUCUUCAUUUGUGUCAUAGGUUUCUGAGGUAUUUUUUAUCAUUUAGAUCACAUAUAUAAAAGAUGAGCUUUAAUACCCUCCUCCUUGAGAUGACUUAGACUUGAAAAGUAUUCUCUUGGUGAGACAUCUUACAAAGUGGUCUGUUGCUACAUGUAUUCAUUGUAAAGAUCAUUAUGUCCUUGUUUUCAGGGAGGUACUUUGUCCUGGAUGUUUUUUCUGUAUCCUCAUGAAGGCUUUGUUGAAAUCUAGUUUGGAUUGCUUCCCCUUUUAUUUCUGCAGGAGUUCCUCUUUUUUCCUCCAAACUCAUGUUUCAUACACAUUGUCUAUUCAAUUCAAUACGAAACAGCUGCAUGAUGCCAAGAAUGAUCAUUCAGAGUUCUCUUUCGUGAAUAGGAAGUACUGUGUUUUGUAAUGUGCGCUUAUGCUGAUAUCUUGGAUUUGUCUUUCCUCUUGUUGACAGAACAAUUAUCUGGGAGGAAGCUGAAUGUGGCUGAGGUGACCCAGUCGGAGAUCGGACAGAAGCAGAAGCUCCAGACAGUUUUGGAGGCCGUCAAUGAACUCUUGAGGCCUCACGGCUGGAGCAUCGAGUGGAGUGUGGACUGUGAGUUUUACACCGGCUUGAACAACUCUCUGCUUCAACAGGGAGUCCAAUGCUGUAAGGUCAAAAGUAAUGAAUUAAAUAACCAUGGUGAAAACUGAAGCAACAUGAACAAAAGUAAUGUAGCCUACAUUUCCCAUCAUCCAACUUUAUUGUAUAUUUCAUUGUCAUUCUUUGUCAGACUUUGCAGAGCACCUUGACAAUCACCAACUAUAACAGUUGUUCUUGAGGAGCCCUAUGAAAGACUAUUGAAGAUGAGAGAAAGAUUUAGAGCUCCCCCUACUGGCUGGAUGCAGAAUAUAAUAUAAAUUCAUAGUGCAUAUAACAUAUUAUACAUUGGAUAUUAUACAUAUACGAUUUAUAGCCACUUACAAAAGAGGCCUGGGUUGGAUUUGAAAAAAUCUGAAUUGCUCUGUUUACACUUACAUGAAAAAACAUGAAACAUGAAAAAAUUAGAUUUGUGUCACAGAUGGUUAAAAAAUCGGAAUUAACCUGCAGUGUGAACAUAGCCUUAGUGUCACCCUCUGUGCUUGACUGCAAAUUACAACUUUCUAAUGACAUUUAAUGCAGAAAAUAAUAACUGUGGUGGUUUACUAAUGGUGUUAUCGUGUAGAUUACAGAGCUGUAGCAUCAUCACUGUAAAAAUUUGACAGUUUCUGAGUAUUGAAAACCUUUAGUAAGUUUUUGCUUCUGGGCACACAUUCUUGUGUACCAUCUCCAGAGUCAUAUUGAUGCAUAAUUCAUGUAGAAAGGGUCUAAUUUUUCAUAAACUCACAUUAUCAGCUGCUCAUCUGUCAUCUGUCUAAAUUUCUAUCUUGGGGUUUUCUUCUGAAAAAUCCAAUUUCUUUUGGGCUCAAGUUUUUACAGAUUGUAUUCCUCCUUGAGACAAAUAAACUAAGCUUCAUUAGUAAAAUAAGUGAACUGCCCCUCUAAACUUAUAAUUAAGCCUCUUAAUUUGCAUUACAAAUAGAGUGUAUUUAAUCCUUGCACAGAGUUUUGAAAGAACUCUUCAAACACGUUGGUCCCUCUGGAGCUAACCUCAGAGUUAAUUUAAUUCAUGCUCCAUUAACUGCUCCUUUUAAAUUUGACUUUUAUCUUUGAGAGGAAAAAAAAAGCCCCGACUGUUACCUUUCAUCUUUAGGAAAGUGCCCACAUUAUUAUGUAAGCCUUCGACUGAGAGCUUUUUCUUUUUUUAUUUUUGAUUGUCUGGUACAGCCAUCCACUCAAAGAACCUGGUGGCUAUUGUUUACCUGCUGGUGGCUCUGGCGAUGCACUUCCAGGCCCCCAUCAGACUUCCCGAGCAUGUCUCUGUGCAGGUGGUGGUGGUGAAGGUAGGUCGAGUGUCUCAUCAAGCUCAUAUUUAUCAUCAAUAGAGUGUAGCAGUGAGUUUAAUUUGAUUUAUUUGCUUAAUGUCUUAUCUCUUUAAAGCUCAGUAAUCUCUAUAAUUCCUUUCUAAAGACAGGAAACAACAACAGUGACUUACAUUCAAACAGUCUGAGACAAAAGAGCAUAAAUAUGUUUGUACAAUCACACGUAACAAUUUUAUCCUGUUUAUUUGUUUGAGCAGAAGAGAGAGGGCAUCCUGCAGACCGCUCUGGUGACCAAGGAGCUGACAAGCACCACAGAGUAAGAGCUGACACAGUUUCCUGAAUUUUAUUUAACAUUUUUUAUGAUUUUAGUUUUACAAAUAAUUCUUCUUCUUCUUUUACUUUUCAGAAUGAUGAUGGGAAGAUUUGGUGAGUUUGUACCACAGAUUUCAGAUUAAUUUUAAAAAGUGCCCUUCAACAUUUUCAUACUGUAUCGUUUUGUUACCGCUCAGGGGAAAAGUUCACUGGCUGAGAGGAUAAAAACAGAUGAUUAAAAGAAAGCACCUGUCAAAUUUCUGAGUCUGAAAGAGCAAAAUCUUCCAGUCAGUCUUUCUGGCUGACAGCACAGCGGAGAAAUGCUUUUAUAAUCAUUUCAAGGAAUUAAAUGUUUUUUUCAUUUGUGCUAUUCUGUCAGUCUGACCUGAAAUUUCUGACUUUUCUUGAAAAGUGUUAAGUUUAAAACUUCUCUUUUUUUAUUACAGAGAGAGAUGCAUUCGAUACGUUGUUGGAUCAUGCACCUGACAAGCUCAACGUAGUAAAAACGGUAUUGAAGACUUUUCUAUCUGAAUGACAAAGUCACCACAGUAACAUUGUUUGGCUGUAAACAUGGCUUACGGUUUAUUAAUCCUGUCACCAGUCUCUGAUCACCUUCGUGAACAAACACCUGAACAAGCUGAACCUGGAGGUCACUGAGCUGGAAUCUCAGGUAAUAAGGAAUGUGCUGGUUUGUAAACAAAUAAUUAAUAAGGUGUGUAUUUAUGAAUCAUGCAGCCUCUCAUCUUCUCUGUAUUUACAUGCACAAGUUUAAUUUUCAAUCACAUGUCAUUUAAGUUGAUCCUCUUGGACAGUUUUAAUAUUUGAUGCGUGUUUGUUUGUGUGUGUCUCCAGUUUGCAGAUGGAGUGUACCUGGUUUUGCUGAUGGGGCUGCUGGAGGACUACUUUGUCCCUCUGUACAACUUCUUCCUCACCCCUGAGAGCUUUGAACAGAAGGUGAUCUGACCACCUUUAAGCAGAGUUUCUUGUUUAAAUAUGCAGAUUUUGAAUCUUAUCGGAUUAACUGAGCGUCUAUAUUCCCCUUCAGGUUCAUAAUGUGGCGUUUGCUUUUGAGCUCAUGCAGGAUGGAGGCCUGAAGAAACCAAAAGCCAGACCUGAAGGUAUUUUAAACUCUUACAAAAGACAUGAGGGAUUGAUUUAUUUUGGGUUUUUUUUAUUUUUUAGGAGAUUUGUUUUUUUUUUAUGAUUAUUAUUAUUAUUGUUAUUAUUGUUUACUGUAUUAUAGUGGUUGUCCUUUUGUGGCAGUCAUUUGAAGGUUGACCAGUAGAUGGAAACCUUGCACCACCCUCCCUGGUUUGAUGUGUUUGUUCAGCCUGAGGCUACGCUCUGCUGACCAGUUUCAAUAAACCAGCCUGUUCUUAAUUUAAGUACAAUAGCUGUAAUAAGGGAAUCAAAAGUGCACCUGAUGUUUUUUAUGAUUGUUGCUAUAAUUAGUAAAAGUCAGUUUUCGUUGACUCAUUUUACUGUCUACAUCCAACCAGUCCAUUUUCCAAAAAGCUUUCAUUACUUUUAAUGUCAUAACUCAUAUGUUAUGAGGCUUAAAGGCACUGUGAGGACUCUUUUACUGGUCAAGAAACAGACUGAAACUGAUGCAUCCUAAUGACCUUCUAAAGCAAAACAGACCAUCAGCAACAGGUCAGAUAAUUUCCUGGAGUUGUUUUUCAUGCUUAAAAUGCUCAGAAGGGGGUAGGUGUCAGUCAAGAUGAUUGACAGCAGAAAAAAACAACCUUGUUUUUUAACUUUGUCAGUGUCAUUGUUAAAAGACACCAGGAUGAGGUUUUGUUCAAAACAAUACUUGGACUUUUAUGUGAAAACAGACAAGGGUUCUCUCUUUUGACCACAGGGGGGCGUCAUUACUAACACAAACCAAAAGUUCCUCACAGCAGUUUUAAGUUCUGAUGAGGGGAUUUUUGGAUCAGUUUCUUCUUUGAUUAAUUUAAUUUUCCUCAAUCUGUUGAAAAAUCUUUGAAAUUGCAAAACAGUUAAUCUUGAUACUUCUAUUAUGACUAACAAAAGCAUAAGACUGACCAUUUCUAUGAAGUUAUGGAUCCAUUUUUUUUUUUUGUCAAGAAACACUUUUCAACCGUCAAGGGACUGACAUUAUUGACACUAACAACAAUUUCAUCUGUAUUUAUUUUGAAUUAUCUUCCUGUAAGAUAAAGUAAAAAAAAAAAAAAGAAUCACGGGAUUACAGUGACAGUAUAAUGUCACAAAAUUAAAAACAGGGCUUUUUGCUGAAGCGUAUCAAGAGCUGUCAUCUAGUUAUAUGCUGUUUUACAAGACAGCAACACCAGAGCAGCUUUAAUCAGCAGUCCAGAUGAUUUUUGGUACAUUUUGCAGGCAAUAAGUGAAAAAAAUGUAACUGUAUUAUAUAUGAAAGAAACAGAACAUGUCCAGAUAGAUAGAUCGAUAGAGCGAUAGAUACAUAGAUACAUACAUACAUACAUACAUACAUACAUACAUACAUACAUACAUACAUACAUACGUUCAUCCCCCCUCCCCUUUUCUUCCUUUCUUCCUUACAUCUUGAAGGGAAUUAUUACAGCAGCAUGAAUCACAGUCAGUAAGAUAAAAAAAAAAACAUCAAACAGACAUUCAAGCACAUAAAAGCCUCCAAGACAACAGAUCUACUAAGAAUUAGAAAAUCCAACAAAUUCUCAAUAAGAUAUCUAAAUAUAGAUAUAAACGUAUGAUAGGGUGAUUCAAAGUGCAAAUUUAUUUCAUUAUUCAAUGUGACUAAGUCAUCAGCAUUUCAUUUAUGCUGAUGACUUAGUCAUCGUGUCACCUUACAAUGCUGGUGUUCAGCAACUGCUCAGGAUGUGCCAGUUUCUAGUCAUGAUGAACAGCAUGACACCAAGUUUUACUGCAGAAAGAGUGGUAUAAUGAUGAUAAAAGACAAGGGCUUUUAGAGAGCAAAUGUUCCUUCUUAGAUUAGGCAAUUCAUGUUGAGGAUAAAAUGAAUAUCUGGAUCAUAUGAUCAGGUGUGAUCUAAGUGAUGAUGAUCUACAGCAGUAAUGCUGUAUGCAUAAGUUAAUAUAAUGGUGUGUAAAUUUUCAAUGUGCACUAAUAAUGUUAAAACAUUACUGUACUUCAUUUUACACUCUACAUCUGUGGUAUAAUAAGAGCACAGGUAAGAUAAACAAAAAAAAAUCAGUUUUCAAUUAAUGAUGUAUUUUUAAAUCAUCAAGAUAGACGAGUGUAUAAGUCAUGUGUUUGUUUUUAUGAUGUCCUUACAUUUAAUGCUUUACUGAGACAUUUUAAGUCAAUAUUUAUGUGCCUAUUCACUGAUUCAGAAAAUGUAACCAUAAGGGAGCUCGCUCAACCGCUCACAAAGGUGUUUCUCUUGUUUCUGGAAACACUGGAGCAGAUCUCUUUUUGAGUUUUAAUCACUGUGAACAUGUGAACUAUUAUCUUAGAUUUUUGCUCUCCCUGUAUUUUGUUUACAUUUUUUCUAUUUUUUAUUAUUAUUUUCAAAGAACAAUGUUGCUGACUUCUUAAAAUAUUUUUACAGGGACUUUGCUUCACAUUGAUCACCUCUCUUUUUCUACAAGUUUUCUUCCUCACCUUGUUUAUCUAAAUAAUUACUGAGUCUCUCUUACUGCAUUGUUUAUACUCUUAGCUCACAACUUACUUGUUGUCGUUUUCUCUCUCCUAAUUGCUUGUUUGUGAAGUCUUCUCAUUUUUGUCUGUUUAUGACCAGUGAACUCUCCCAGCACAGUUUUCUGAGGCAGCCUAACGUUUUACUGCCCAGUCUUGUGUGUACAAGCCAGGAAAAUGCCAAAGUGGGAAAUAGACUUUCUGGUUUUGUGUAAUUAUUUAAUAUUUGUAUUUUGAAUCAGUUUGAGCUACUGUAGACUUUCCAAGUGUGCAAAUAUUGUUUCUCUCCACACUUAUGCAAAUGAUCUCCCUGUCUUCAAACAUUUUCUGGUUUAAGCCAAAAAGGAAACACGUCUCCUGCCAGAAAAAAGUAAUCACUUCUCAGAUUUUUGCAGUAAUUGGAUGUACUAGCUAUGUACGAUCUUCAUAGCUGCACAACUGCACUCCCACUUUGACAUGUGUCCUGAUUAGCGUAUGAGUAGCUUAAGUCUUUGCACAACUGUGGGUUUAUUAAAAAUGAAAGCAGAGAUCCUGAAUCUGUUAAUGAUAUCAACACUGUCAACCACUCAGAGAUACAAGCCCCAGAAUAACAUGAAGUAAAUAAUGUAGUACACCAUCUCACAGACAGAGAGCAGAAAGUAGUUUGAGGCCUUUGGAUCUCCUGUGGCAGGAAGUGAUACAUCAUAAAAAUCAUUUGCAAAUUCUUCAGCUAUUUCAGGCUCCAUUACCUGUGAGGAAAAGUAGUCCAAUAUUAAUUAGAAAAGAAGCUCCUUAGCAUUGUAAAUAUUAACUUUUGGCAGUGCAGCCCAUUUAUGUUGUACUUCGAAGUCUCAGAGAUCAAAUUUUUCCCUCUCAUAGCGUAAAUUUGUGCACUUCUCUAACGUCUUAACUGUCAUCCCAAAAAAGUAAUGGUCUCUGCCGUCUCAAUUUUGUCUUCCAGAUGUUGUCAACGUGAACCUCAAGUCCACCCUCAGAGUCCUCUACAACCUGUUCACCAACUAUAAAAACUCAGAGUGAUUUUCUCCAGUUCCCCUUCCUGAUAUCACUCCAUGGAUAUUUUGAAUUACAGUCCGGACACUAAAGGAGACCAACUGGGACUGAAAGUCAUCAUUAUGUUGGACUUACAAAGACCCAUGGGGAGUCGCCAAGAAAAGGCUCUGAAUGUUAGUAUUUAAUCUUCCCCUAAUGUCAGAAUUUAUUUAUUCAACCCCCUCAUGAUAAAUGCAGCCCAGGAAACCCUGCAGCCUUUAACUUGCAUUUGAAUGCUCUGCCAUCACAGGGAAAUGUACGAGGGCAGGACUUAAACACUUGAAAGCAUCGGUGUGCUCAACCCUCCUUCAGGGAAUACUGUCAUAGAAAAUGCUUUUACAUAUUAUAUCUGAAAGUGCUUUAUGUAAAUAUAUAAAGAUAAUGUAAACAAUCGUGAAAAUAAACAUAUUUACUUUAAUUAGCA